AGAUUGGUUUAGCUACCCUAGUAAUUUGGUUUGGAAAUAAAAUAACUUUAAAGAAAGAAAAUUUAAAAUUGUAUUGGUCUUAAUGCCAGUUAUUAUAGUAAUACUAAUAGAUGGCUGUCAUGGAGAGAGGAGCAUCUUUGAUCUUAAUUGCUUCCUGUUUUGUUAGUUUUUUGUCAGUUUCUCAGCAGUGCAAUGAAGCAGUGUGUGGAUCAAUUGUAAGCAAAUGUAUGCUAACUCAGUCCUGUAAGUGUGAGAAGGCAAAUUCAACUUGCAGUCGGAAUUGUUUCCUGUGUCUAGAUGAUUUGUAUAUAGAAUGUUGCUCCUGUGUUGGGCUGUGUCCCAAGCCCAACGACACAGACACAGACAUGAGUAAAAAAUCUCAUGUAGAAGAUCUGUCUGAACCAAUUCCAGUACUUUUUACAGUCUUAACUGAAAAGGAAGACCACAAGUUUCGGUGGAUUUCCUACACAUUUCCAGCUCACUUAUCAUUCAUUACUCUAGCUGAAACAAAUGACAUCAAAGUUUCUUCUGUGUGGGUGGAUAAUGAAGUAGAUUUUGAGGAACAAGAGAUAAACUGCACUGUUGCCUACAUGUCCCAGUGUACAUCAUGGAACAAGUGUAAAAACUCUUGUAGAUCCAUGGGAGCAGCCAGCUAUCGAUGGUUCCACGAUGGUUGUUGUGAAUGCAUUGGAUCCACUUGCAUUAAUUAUGGCAUUAAUGAAAGCAGAUGUUACAAAUGUCCUGUUGAGAAGGAGGAAGUGAGCGAAGAAGAAAAUGAGGUAGUAAAGACACAUACAAAAAUGUUUGGUGGCUCAGGAGAAAAGCAGUUUGGCAAACUUGAGAUAACAGAUACUGGAAAAAAGAAUUAUCAAGAACUUGAAUCAUAGGCUCAGUUUGAAAUUGACCAAAUAUCCCACAUGUUAAAAAAAUGCCUAAUAGAAAUUUUAGUUUUUAUGAGUCACUGUUGUCCGUGAGAGAAGCUUGGUAAAGCAGUAACUGACAAAGAUUCUAUUGUACUCAAAUUUUACAUGGAUUUAUUGCUUAACUAGCAAGAGCCACAACAACAACAAAAAGUAACAUUUUAUACGUACAUAUAUAUUUGUGUGUGUGUGUAGCAAAAUCUUAUCUUCUGUAAAUGUACAGAAUUUAAUCAAAUUUGUUAUAUCAUUAAAAAAAAUCUUUUUCUAACUUUUUCUUUAGCUCAGGGCAUAACCUAAGUUUGUAUUUGAUUAUUUUUUUCUUAUCUCCUUACUCUAUAUUGAUGAAAUUGGCCGAGUGUUUGGUAAGGUGCACACUCUGAUUAAAUUAGCUUUCUCCUUAGUAUAUUUCACCUCUAGGAUAAGGUACCUGUUAAUAGUUAUUGUUGAUAGCUUUAGUGAUUUUUAUGAUGUAUGAUACAGAAUAUAAAAUCUUGAUUUUAAUGCCCUCAUAUUUCAGGUUCAGUGAGUAUUUUUUUUUCCUAACUGUAAGUAAUAUGGUUGCAAAAAUCAACUGAUAUCUCAUGAUUGUUCAGGUGGCCUUUGUUAUUUUAAGUUGGUUCAUGCAUGUAUAAAAAUCAACUGAUAUCUCAUGAUUGUUCAGGUGGCCUUUGUUAUUUUCAGUUGGUUCAUGCAUGUAUUGGACAUUUUUUAUUGCAACACCAUGUUUGAAAUUAUAGGUAUUAUAUAGUUAUCAUUUUAGGCCAACCGAAGCAAUUUAUGUAUGUGUAUAUGCAAAACCACGUAAAGAAGAUUUAUAAAAAGUAUGAUUUGUAUAACAAGUUGUAAAACUUGUAUGCUAUGCUAUUUUUAUACAUUUUAUCAUUUAUCAUCUUCACUUAACCCAUUUCUUGUUUAUAAUUUAUAAGCUUCACUAAACACAUCCUAACAAGGCAUGUUUUGAAACUUGUGUGUACUUCUUUCGUUUAAAAGUUUUUGUUUUUUUUCCAUUGUUACUAAGUUUAUUAUUAAUUGGCAUGUUUGGUACUUAAAUAUUUUGUUACUUUGUUUAUUUAACAGUUUAUAUUAUUCAUUAAAUUAAAUUAAGUAAAAUUACAUCUAACAAGCCUAACACUUAAAGGAAAGUAUACAGACAGGAAGAUAGAAUUGAAAAUAGUGUUAAAACUUCGAGUUAAAAGAUCUCAUGUAUGGAAUGAGUGCAAACCAAAUCAAAAUGAAUUAUUGGCUAAUAAAUAGAAUAAAAAGAAACAUUUCAUUUUUAAAUUACAUUAAAAUGAUAUGAAUACAGAGGUUUUUAAUGGCAGUGUUUUUUUUUCUCUUGA
Molecule: messenger RNA, 2260 nt
Organism: Limulus polyphemus (Atlantic horseshoe crab)
Lineage: Eukaryota; Metazoa; Arthropoda; Merostomata; Xiphosura; Limulidae
Product: twisted gastrulation protein homolog 1-like
Exons: 5
Coding region: 111-887 (258 amino acids)
Biological process (GO): regulation of BMP signaling pathway
Source: RefSeq, a predicted model, not a curated record